AUGAAGUUUAUUCCCAAAAUCACACUACUCUUGCUUCUUUUAUUCGUACACUCUUCACAGGCUAAAGGAAAACGACGGAAAUGUCCAGAGGGUGCGUGGUCGGAAGGGAAGAUUAUGAACACGAUCAUGAGCAACUAUACCAAAAUGUUACCGGAAGCGGAGGAUAGUGUACAAGUCAACAUUGAGAUUCAUGUCCAGGAUAUGGGAAGUUUGAAUGAGAUCUCGUCUGACUUUGAAAUCGACAUCCUGUUCACUCAACUGUGGCACGACUCUGCGUUGUCGUUUGCUCAUCUUCCGGCUUGUAAGCGAAACAUCACAAUGGAAACUCGUCUUUUACCUAAAAUCUGGUCUCCUAACACGUGCAUGAUCAAUUCGAAACGCACCACCGUACACGCUUCACCAUCUGAAAAUGUGAUGGUUAUCCUUUACGAGAACGGAACCGUGUGGAUCAACCAUCGACUCAGUGUAAAGUCUCCGUGUAACUUGGAUCUACGACAGUUUCCAUUCGACACUCAAACUUGUAUUCUGAUCUUUGAGUCCUACAGUCACAACUCUGAAGAAGUAGAACUUCACUGGAUGGAGGAAGCUGUGACACUGAUGAAACCAAUUCAGCUGCCAGAUUUCGAUAUGGUACACUAUUCGACAAAGAAAGAGACCCUUCUCUAUCCAAACGGAUAUUGGGAUCAACUUCAAGUCACAUUCACAUUCAAACGGAGAUACGGGUUUUAUAUUAUUCAAGCUUAUGUUCCAACCUAUCUCACUAUCAUCGUCUCAUGGGUUUCAUUUUGUAUGGAACCAAAAGCUCUGCCAGCAAGAACCACAGUCGGAAUCUCAUCUCUUCUGGCUCUCACAUUCCAGUUCGGAAACAUUCUCAAGAACCUUCCACGGGUUUCCUAUGUAAAAGCCAUGGACGUAUGGAUGCUUGGAUGCAUAUCAUUUGUGUUCGGAACCAUGGUCGAGUUGGCAUUCGUUUGUUACAUCUCCCGCUGUCAGAACAGCGUGAGAAAUGCCGAACGACGACGGGAACGAAUGAGAAAUUCGCAGGUGUGGGCGAAUGGAUCCUGUCGAACAAGAAGCAACGGGUAUGCGAACGGGGGAUCUAUCAUCUCACACUAUCAUCCGACAAGCAACGGAAAUGGGAAUAACAAUAGACAGGAUACACCUCUGGUCACUGGAAGAGGAUCCCUACAUCGAAAUGGUCCACCAUCUCCACUGAAUCUUCAGAUGACAACAUUCGACUCUGAGAUCCCUUUGACGUUCGAUCAGCUGCCAGUUUCCAUGGAAUCCGAUAGACCCCUGAUUGACGAGAUGCGACCUGGAUCACCACCUCCACCAUCUGGAUGUCUUGCGAGGUUCCAUCCAGAAGCAGUCGACAAGUUUUCCAUCGUCGCAUUCCCAUUGGCUUUCACAAUGUUCAAUCUCGUCUACUGGUGGCACUAUCUCUCGCAAACCUUCGAUCAAAACUAUCAGUGA
Messenger RNA from Caenorhabditis briggsae, 1473 nucleotides. RefSeq names its product Protein CBR-MOD-1 (gene Cbr-mod-1). Gene Ontology annotation, molecular function: transmembrane signaling receptor activity; neurotransmitter receptor activity; chloride channel activity. Gene Ontology annotation, biological process: nervous system process; regulation of membrane potential; chemical synaptic transmission. The transcript is spliced from 11 exons. Lineage: Eukaryota; Metazoa; Nematoda; Chromadorea; Rhabditida; Rhabditidae. Gene Ontology annotation, cellular component: membrane; synapse; neuron projection. The record is from RefSeq and is a predicted model, not a curated record. The coding region runs from base 1 to 1473 and encodes 490 amino acids.